Molecule: messenger RNA, 2382 nt
Organism: Cladophialophora yegresii CBS 114405
Lineage: Eukaryota; Fungi; Ascomycota; Eurotiomycetes; Chaetothyriales; Herpotrichiellaceae
Product: CMGC/RCK/MAK protein kinase
Exons: 3
Coding region: 1-2382 (793 amino acids)
Biological process (GO): protein phosphorylation; intracellular signal transduction
Cellular component (GO): cytoplasm; nucleus
Molecular function (GO): ATP binding; protein serine/threonine kinase activity
Source: RefSeq, a predicted model, not a curated record
AUGGCCGUGACGGAGUAUAGCCAGAGGCCUGCCUCGUAUGCCUUGGUUGCACUGGAGGACCGGUUUGAAGUGAUCAAGGACAUUGGCGAUGGCAGUUUCGGAAGUGUUGCGUUGGCCAGAGUACGAGCCAACGGUGCGAGUGUUGCACGGCGGAACACGAUGGUUGCAAUCAAAACGAUGAAAAAGACCUUCGAAUCCUUUGGACCAUGUCUAGAGCUUCGCGAAGUCAUAUUCUUACGGACCCUCCCCAAUCAUGCGCAUUUGGUCCCCGCGUUGGAUAUCUUCUUGGAUCCAUUCAGCAAGAAACUGCAUAUCUGCAUGGAAUACAUGGACGGCAACCUUUAUCAAUUGAUGAAAGCGCGGGAACACAAAUGUAUGGACGCAAGAAGUGUCAAAAGCAUCCUCUACCAGAUCUUGUCCGGCCUCGAACAUAUUCACAACCACCACUUCUUCCACCGCGACAUCAAGCCAGAAAACAUCCUUGUCUCUACUUCAGCACCUCAGGAUUCCCAGUCAACUUUCAGCAGAUAUUCCUCACUAGUCACUCCGCCUUCUACACCGCCAACUUAUUCUAUCAAGAUCGCCGAUUUUGGUUUGGCUCGAGAGACCCACUCAAAAUUACCGUAUACCACCUACGUCUCUACUCGAUGGUACCGAGCGCCGGAAGUACUGUUGAGGGCCGGGGAGUACUCUGCUCCUGUGGACAUCUGGGCCAUUGGAGCGAUGGCAGUCGAGAUUGCCACUCUCAAGCCUUUGUUUCCGGGGAGCAACGAAGUGGACCAAGUAUGGCGGAUAUGUGAAGUUAUGGGCAGCCCCGGGAGCUGGUACACGAAAAACGGAAACCGAGUUGGAGGUGGUGAAUGGAGAGAAGGAACCAAGCUGGCUCAAAAGCUGUGUUUCUCGUUCCCCAAGAUGGCUCCUCACGCCAUGGAAACUAUUCUGCAGCCUCCACAGUGGCCCUUGGCCUUCAGCAACUUCGUCACGUGGUGUUUGAUGUGGGAUCCCAAGAAUCGUCCAACAUCAAAGCAAGCAAUGGAACACGAGUUCUUCGCCGACGCUGUCGAUCCACUUAGGCCCAAGUCAUCAUCACGGCUUCUCGGCCGGAAACACUCGGAUUUGAGUUUCAGAUCAAGGGACGCAGCCGACACCCCAACCAUCACUUCGAAACCCUCCUGGUUCCGAAGAUCCCUCAUUGCUCGUGAAAGUGCGCCUGCUGUGCCUCAAUCCACCCCAGAGCCGAAGGUGGUGCAGCAAGAACCAGACGGACUUGCCAGCAGACUUCGCCCUCAAGCAAGUAAACGUGCGACAUGGACCAAUAGCACAAAUUCCAACGGCGCUGCACCAAUGCCAAUUCUGCCUUCAAUUCGCCCUAUCUCACCACUACCCAACGCCGUCACCGCACAGGCAAGCUCUACAUAUGUGUCUUCCAGCGGGUCGAAGCACGAAUCUAAACCGGCUGAAGAGAAGUCGAAGAAGAUUGGUCGACAGUUAUCCAUCAAUUCACACGGUAAUCAUUAUGCCGAUCUCCACCGCCAGGAGGCCGAGCGGGCACUCAAUGCCAACAGCGGCCUCGUGUCACCACCCAGCGGUCAGAAGGAGAGCUUCUUUUCACACCUGCGCAAGCGAGCGAGGCGCUUCUCUGGAAGGCAUGGGCUGGCGUCACCCAGCGGUGACGAUGUCGAGGCCAAUGCGGCAAAUGUGCCGUGGUCUAACAGAUCAUCGCUCAUGGUAGACAGCGCCAUUCCCGAAGUCAACCACGAUUUUUCCGAUCUCGACAAGAUCCUACAAAAUGUGAGAUACAGUCUUGAUCGUGCGGAACCUGAGAUGGAACACAGGAAGUCGUCGACAGACGUGAGCUCCAACCAAGGAUCUCUGAAGAGGACGCAUUCAGUCCCGAGAUCACAAGGCGGCCGGUCCAGCGAGAAUCUGGCACAAGUCCCGCCUCCCACGAACAACCGCAUCUCGCGUCGUCCUAUUCCAAUCAACCAGUACGAGACGCCUGAAGAAGCGGACGAGUUGCUUGAUGAAGCUUUGCGUUCAGCUCAUCGGGCAGUACGGCGACUUGACCAAAAGGGCUGUACAAAAGAGCAGGCACAGCGACAUGCAUUGGCACAAAAAGACUACAAUCGGCAGUCCCUACCACAGAUCCCGAGCAACCCGGCUUUGCACGCGGCCUAUCUCACGCCUUCGCCUUCGGCGAAGAGGGAUGGUGUGCACUUCAACUCCAGCAGCACUUCCAGCGUUCAGCCGCUGAACAUCACCAAGAAGCGCAGUGAACAUGACCAUGUCCCUUCACACUGGCCUACGCCGCCAUACGAGGAGAACGACUGGGCAUCUGCAGCUGCCAACAGCAUCUUGGCAACAAGCCAGAUGUACCGAUAA